GCUCGGGACGUGUAUGAGGAGGCUGUCCGCACCGUGAUGACUGUGCGAGACUUCACCCAGGUGUUCGACAGCUAUGCCCAGUUUGAGGAGAGCAUGAUCGCGGCAAAGAUGGAGACUGCCUCUGAACUGGGGCGCGAGGAGGAGGAUGACGUGGACCUGGAGUUGCGCCUGGCCCGCUUCGAGCAGCUCAUUAGCCGGUGGCCCCUACUCCUGAACAGCGUCCUGCUGCGCCAGAACCCACACCAUGUCCACGAGUGGCACAAGCGUGUGGCCCUGCAUCAGGGCCGCCCCCGGGAGAUUAUCAACACGUACACAGAGGCUGUGCAGACAGUGGACCCCUUCAAGGCCACAGGCAAGCCCCACACACUGUGGGUUGCAUUUGCCAAGUUUUAUGAAGAUAAUGGACAGCUGGAUGAUGCCCGUGUCAUCCUAGAGAAGGCCACCAAGGUGAACUUUAAGCAAGUGGAUGACCUGGCAAGCGUGUGGUGCCAGUGUGGGGAGUUGGAGCUCCGGCAUGAGAAUUAUGAUGAGGCCUUGAAGCUGCUGCGGAAAGCCACAGCGCUGCCUGCCCGUCGGGCUGAGUACUUUGAUGGUUCGGAGCCCGUACAGAACCGUGUAUACAAGUCACUGAAGGUGUGGUCCAUGCUUGCCGACUUGGAGGAAAGUCUGGGCACCUUCCAGUCAACCAAGGCCGUGUACGACCGGAUCCUGGACCUGCGCAUAGCCACACCGCAGAUCGUCAUCAACUACGCCAUGUUCCUGGAGGAGCACAAGUACUUCGAGGAGAGCUUCAAGGCAUAUGAGCGUGGCAUCUCGCUGUUCAAGUGGCCCAACGUGUCAGACAUCUGGAGCACCUACCUGACCAAAUUCAUUGCCCGCUAUGGGGGCCGCAAGCUGGAGCGCGCACGGGACCUCUUCGAGCAGGCACUAGACGGCUGCCCACCCAAAUAUGCCAAGACCCUGUACCUGCUUUACGCACAGCUGGAGGAGGAGUGGGGCCUUGCCCGUCACGCUAUGGCUGUGUACGACCGCGCUACCCGGGCAGUGGAGCCAGCCCAGCAGUAUGAUAUGUUCAACAUCUACAUCAAGCGGGCUGCUGAGAUCUAUGGCGUCACCCACACUCGUGGCAUCUACCAGAAGGCUAUUGAGGUACUGUCCGAUGAGCACGCCCGUGAGAUGUGCCUGCGGUUUGCAGACAUGGAGUGCAAGCUUGGUGAAAUCGACCGAGCCCGAGCUAUCUACAGCUUCUGCUCCCAGAUCUGUGAUCCCAGGACCACUGGGGCAUUCUGGCAAACAUGGAAGGACUUUGAGGUUCGGCACGGCAAUGAGGACACCAUCAGGGAGAUGCUGAGGAUACGUCGGAGUGUGCAGGCCACAUACAAUACUCAGGUCAACUUCAUGGCUUCACAGAUGCUCAAGGUGUCAGGCAGUGCCACAGGCACCGUGUCUGACCUGGCUCCUGGGCAGAGCGGCAUGGAUGACAUGAAGUUGCUGGAGCAGCGGGCAGAGCAGCUCGCAGCUGAGGCUGAGCGGGACCAGCCUCCAAGGGCCCAGAGCAAGAUCUUCUUUGUGAGGAGCGAUGCAUCCAGGGAGGAGCUGGCAGAGCUAGCUCAGCAGGCCAACCCCGAGGAGAUCCAGCUGGGCGAGGACGAGGAUGAGGAGGAGAUGGACCUGGAGCCCAAUGAAGUCCGACUGGAGCAGCAGAGCGUGCCAGCUGCUGUGUUCGGGAGCCUAAAGGAAGACUGACAUCCUCCACGCUUUGUCCUCCGUGGUCCCUCCCCCUAACCACCUUGUAAUACAGCCCCUCUUUGUACAUCA
Molecule: messenger RNA, 1818 nt
Organism: Peromyscus maniculatus bairdii (prairie deer mouse)
Lineage: Eukaryota; Metazoa; Chordata; Mammalia; Rodentia; Cricetidae
Source: RefSeq, a predicted model, not a curated record